This is a messenger RNA of Rosa chinensis, 713 nucleotides long. RefSeq lists its product as uncharacterized. Bases 176 to 559 code for a protein of 127 amino acids. The record is from RefSeq and is a predicted model, not a curated record. The transcript is spliced from 2 exons. Lineage: Eukaryota; Viridiplantae; Streptophyta; Magnoliopsida; Rosales; Rosaceae.
GUACUAUAUAUACUAGUAUAUAAACCCUAGCUAAGUAGCUGAGUUUCGAUCAUUGGCCUUUUUCUCUCUUAUUACUCAAACCAGUUGAUAGCUCAGAGAGAUCGAUAGCUAGCUAAGUUUCAUUGGCCUUUUGCCCUCUUAUUACUCAAACCAGUUGAUAGCUCAAAGAUCGAUUAUGGCAAAUCAAGGGUAUGCUCCCCCACCUGACUCCAUUGCCAGUCGCACACGGAGUCGUACCGCUGCUGCUCGUGCUGCAGCUGAGGCUGCUGCCACUUUGGCUGCCGCUCAGGCUGCGGCUGCGGCUGUUGCUGCUGCUGAAGAACAAGAAGAGUGGGUAGGCGUCGUUCACCAAGGUACCCCUGUGGGUGAUCCUCCGGCAAACCCUGAAAAUGCACAGGCAGCACAGCAACAGCACCUUGGACCUGCUGACGUGGGUGGCGAGAUCGGCCACGUUGAACCUCCCAUAUCAGACACUGACACUGAUGACUCCAUUGCCACCAGAAUGGCUCGCGAUGCGCGUAGGGGUUACCCAUACGCCAGAGGCGGUGGCGUCGCCUAAUCUCGAUCGUCAAGAUGGGGUUAUGGCCGUUUGGGGUCUUGAAGAAUCAGAAUCUGAAGAUCUACUGUUUCUUUUAAUUACCUAUUCUCUCAGUUAGUUAUGGUUAUUUUGUAAUCUAAAUGGUCAUGCAUGCUUAUGACAAUAUGACAUGAAC